Bufo gargarizans (Asiatic toad) is the source of this 951-nucleotide messenger RNA. RefSeq names its product olfactory receptor 6N1-like. The coding region runs from base 1 to 951 and encodes 316 amino acids. The transcript has 2 exons. Gene Ontology annotation, cellular component: membrane. Lineage: Eukaryota; Metazoa; Chordata; Amphibia; Anura; Bufonidae. Gene Ontology annotation, biological process: G protein-coupled receptor signaling pathway. Gene Ontology annotation, molecular function: olfactory receptor activity; G protein-coupled receptor activity. The record is from RefSeq and is a predicted model, not a curated record.
AUGCAGGAGAACAAUCUGACUGUGGUCACAGAGUUUAUCCUUCUAGGAUUUCAAGGCAGUCAAUAUUUAACAACAUUCCUGUUCUGUCUUCUCCUCGUGGUUUACUAUGGAACAAUAUGUGGGAACCUCCUGAUCAUCACAGUGGUGUCCUCCAGCAAGAACCUCCACACUCCAAUGUACUUUUUCAUCUCACAAUUGUCCAUGAGUGACAUCUUAUUAACAACUGAUAUUGUUCCCAACAUGCUUCACAUCCUACUGAAUAAUACGGGGACCGUUACUUUUUCUGGCUGUAUCAUUCAGUUUUAUGUUUUCUGUGGUUCAGAGAUAUUUGAGUGCUUUCUCCUCACAGUGAUGUCCUAUGACAGAUAUGUGGCCAUCUGUAAUCCCCUCCAUUACACUUCUAUUAUGACAACUACAUAUUGUAUGAGAUUGGUUGUCAUCUGCUGGUUGUUAGGAUUUUUCACUGCGUUCAUUGACAUUCUAAUGAUUCUGAGGUUAAAAUUUUGUGGUCCAAAUAUCAUUGAUCAUUUCUUCUGUGACCUUGUCCCAUUGAUAGAAAUGGCCUGUUCUGAUAAGUAUUUCAUUAAACUUCAAAUCUACUUACUAAGUAUACCGACGGUCAUCACACCGCCCAUAAUAAUCAUUAUGUCUUAUGUUAAAAUUAUUUCAGUCAUCUUAAGGAUUCCAUCCAAUACCAGUAGACAGAAAGCCUUCUCCACCUGUAGCUCCCACCUCAUUGUGGUCUCCAUAUUUUACUGGACUUUGUUCACAGUUUAUAUUGUUCCAACAAGAGGACAAACACUGACCAUGAGUAAAAUCCUAUCACUGCUGUAUACUGUGUUUACUCCUUUGAUCAACCCCAUUAUAUACAGUCUGAGGAAUAAAGACAUAAAUAAAGCCGUACAAAAAUGUCUUGAUAAGCUGGAACUUACACUUCACCAGCAGUAUUAG